UCGAGAGAUCUGAUGGUAAUGUGACUACACCUAUAGGUAUUUAUCCAAUCUCUUUGUGUGUCACACUGGAAGGGUAGGACAGAUGGCACCACUCCGAAGUGUAGAAAAAAACAUUGAAAAGUUUAUGUAAUUUGACAUAGAUGGCUGGUCUUAGUGCAAGAAAUAAAAAUAUCAAUGAUGAAAAAUUUAAAUUGAAUACAAACAUCUCUGGUGAUAAAUGAUUUGGGAUUACAAUGACGAUUUUCCUUAAGCGGAUAUAAUGCAUGUUGUAUUUCCUUAAAUUGAAUCAUUGUGGUAAAUAUAUCUGACGUUAGUUCAUAUUCAUUAUUAAUUCGAGAGAAUAUUGUAAAAUACACUUCGAUAAUAACUUCACAGUGACAGUUUGUGUAAAACCCCAUUCGGUAAAGGAGUUCUGUGUUAUAAUCAUCGAACCAACACUGUAAAUAAUUUAUGUACACGUUAAAAAUGCUCCAUAGACAGAUCAUCAUUUUGUGGAUGUUUGUAACCAACUCACUAACGAAUGGAUUUCCGGACACAUCGACGAUCUCACCAAAAACAACACGAGAACCUGGACUAAUAACAGUUACUGAGUUGCCAGUACCUUUGAUGGAUGCCAGUACUAUAAAUACUACGAUGGACUUUAUUAAAACAAUGACAGACAAUACUACGAAUGAUUCUGCAACUACAGACACGCCUACAUUGCUAACAAGCACCACUGAGAAUAGCAGUGAAACUACAAUUCCUAGCCCUUUAUCCAAAAACAAUAUAAAUUUAACUAGAGAAAAUACAGAAGCUUCUACUGUAACGUUAAAUCUCAGUACAAUGAGAACUACAGAAGAGUUUGCCUCCAAUUUGACUUGUUCCAAUGCUGCGUACUGCGACCUAUAUUCUACUUCUACUGCGGAUACAAAAAUAUCUCCAUCUAUAGAAUACACUACAGAUACUGGAAUAGGAUCAACUUUGGCUACAGGAUACAUUUCUACCACAGAGAUUGAGGAGUACCAGUUCGCCAAGUGUUACUGCUUACAAUACUAA
Messenger RNA from Leguminivora glycinivorella, 1035 nucleotides. RefSeq lists its product as uncharacterized. The transcript is spliced from 3 exons. NCBI's taxonomy places the organism in Eukaryota, Metazoa, Arthropoda, Insecta, Lepidoptera, Tortricidae. The coding region runs from base 451 to 1035 and encodes 194 amino acids. The record is from RefSeq and is a predicted model, not a curated record.